Fragaria vesca subsp. vesca is the source of this 1011-nucleotide messenger RNA. Its product is annotated as putative S-adenosyl-L-methionine-dependent methyltransferase MMAR_1068-like. Gene Ontology annotation, biological process: methylation. The record is from RefSeq and is a predicted model, not a curated record. NCBI's taxonomy places the organism in Eukaryota, Viridiplantae, Streptophyta, Magnoliopsida, Rosales, Rosaceae. Gene Ontology annotation, molecular function: methyltransferase activity. The transcript has 2 exons. Bases 1 to 1011 code for a protein of 336 amino acids.
AUGUCAAGUCAAGACAAUGGCUCACCUGAAUUCCCUACGUGGCCGGAGUACAGAUUUCCGGACUUGUUAGCUGCAGAAAGCGUUCGACAAGUCCAUGCAACGAUUGAAAGCGAAUGGGAUCCUCUUCAACGAUCUGCAUGCCAAACCGCAGCAGGAAGAGCCUUGUGGAAGCAUGUGGUCAAUGAUCCGCUGGCAGACAUACUUGCAGGAGAGACGUACCUAAAAUCUCUCCAUGAGAAGAUACAGAAAGACUGCGUCAACAAGGCACGAGAAAUCUCUGGAGUGAUUCUUGCAGUUCGAACACUCUGGUUUGAUUCCAAACUUGAAGCAGCACUCCAUUCCUUCGACAACAGAGAAGCACAAGUAGUUCUCCUCGGAGCAGGAAUGGAUGCGAGGGCUUACCGAUUGAGUUGCUUGAAGGAAAGUAAUGUGUUUGAAGUAGAUUUUCCUGACGUCUUGCAAAUCAAAGCUACUCUUCUGCAGGCAGCGAUGGAUUCCAGAAAUGAUCACCAGCAUCUAAUGAUGACAGCGAAAUCCAUAACCAGAGUGGAGGCUGACAUCAGAAGCGAUGACUGGCUCGAAAAACUUCAAGUAUCAGGAUUUAUGCCAGAGAAGAACACAGUGUGGGUUCUAGAAGGUAUCCUCUACUAUUUAACCCACCCUGAGGCCACGGAAGUUUUGAAAAUCAUAGCAGACAAGUGCUCUCUUACUCAAACAGUGCUCUUGGCAGAUUUCAUGAACAAACCAUCAACCAGUCUUUCCAACUCCAUCUUUCAUUUCUACAGUGAUUGGCCCGAUCAUCUCCUGCCAUCUCUUGGUUUUUCUCAUGUUAAACUUUCACAAAUUGGUGAUCCAGAUGCUCAUUUUGGGCUCCUGCAUGAUCCCUCAAACCUGUUCAACAAACUCCGCAGCUUGCCUAGAUCAGUACAAACACACCCAGAUGAUGGAACACCAUGUUGUCGCUUGUAUCUGGUUGAGGCUUCUGGUUCACCAAAGCAAACUAUUCCAUAG